Chelonia mydas (Green sea turtle) is the source of this 3064-nucleotide messenger RNA. It is a transcript of the gene RASGRP1, whose product is annotated as RAS guanyl releasing protein 1. Gene Ontology annotation, molecular function: guanyl-nucleotide exchange factor activity; calcium ion binding. Lineage: Eukaryota; Metazoa; Chordata; Testudines; Cheloniidae. The coding region runs from base 321 to 2546 and encodes 741 amino acids. Gene Ontology annotation, biological process: Ras protein signal transduction; positive regulation of GTPase activity. The transcript has 18 exons. The record is from RefSeq and is a predicted model, not a curated record. Gene Ontology annotation, cellular component: plasma membrane.
AGCGGGGAGAGGGAGAGAUGCAAUGCCCGGGGCUGCUCCCCAAAACCUCGCUGCUCCUGGUGACCCCGCUCGCCAUGUGAUCCCGGCAGGGCUGAGGCUGGCUCCGAAAUGGGAACCUUAGGGCAGAGGCGAGAGAACCCUUUGCAAUGGAAAUCCAGGGUGGAAAAAAAGAAGCUUCCACUCCCCUUACACACGCUGACUAACUGCUGAAACCUGCCCAAGGAUGCAGCACUGCCCCUAAAACAGCACUUGAACUGAAGCAGAUCAGUCAUUGUGCCUCCCAUUCAAAACCUACCCAGAUCACUGAGUUCAGAAUAACGAUGCCUUUGGGACACUUAGCCAAAGGCGCCAGCCUGGAGAACCUCAUUGAAACCUGCCUUCAGUCUUUUGAUUCAGAAGGAAACCUAUGUAAAAACAACCAGCUGCUACAGAUAACACUGACCAUGCACAGAGUUAUCAUCCCUUCUGAGGAUGUGCUCCGAAAACUAAUUGAUCUAUAUCUGGAUGCUUUAGAAAAGAAAUCUUCUGGGCUUUGUGUAAAGAUAUGCUAUUUUGUAAGGUAUUGGAUAACAGAGUUCUGGAUCAUGUUCAAAAUGGAUUCUAGUCUAACACACACCAUGGAGGAAUUUCAGAAAUUGGUGAGAGCUAAUGGUGAGGAGUUACACUGUCGCCUAAUUGACACAACUCAAAUAAAUUCCCGGGAUUGGUCCCGAAAGCUUACACAGCGGAUAAAGCCCAACACCAGUAAGAAAAGGAAAGUCUCACUUCUCUUUGAUCAUCUAGAGCCGGAAGAGCUAUCAGACCACCUCACCUACCUUGAAUUUAAGUCCUUCCGAAGAAUAUCAUUCUCAGAUUACCAGAAUUACAUUGUAAACAGCUGCGUAAAGGAGAAUCCAACAAUGGAAAGGUCCAUUGCUCUUUGUAAUGGUAUCUCCCAGUGGGUACAGCUAAUGGUACUCAGUAGGCCAACACCACAGCUUCGGGCUGAAGUAUUCAUCAAGUUUAUUCAUGUUGCACAGAAGCUCCACCAGUUGCAGAAUUUCAAUACUUUAAUGGCAGUGAUAGGAGGUCUCUGUCACAGCUCUAUCUCCAGACUCAAGGAAACAAGUUCUUAUGUUCCUCAUGAGGUCAACAAGGUGUUUAAUGAAAUGACAGAACUGCUCUCAUCUUAUAGGAACUAUGACAAUUAUCGACGUGCCUACAAUGAGUGCACUAACUUUAAGAUCCCAAUCCUUGGGGUCCACUUGAAGGACCUGAUCUCCCUUUAUGAGGCCAUACCAAAUUACUUAGAGGACCAAAAAAUUAAUGUGCAUAAACUGCAGUCUCUGUAUAACCACAUAAAUGAACUGAUACAACUCCAGGAGAUGGCACCUCCCUUAGAAGCUAAUAAGGAUCUUGUUCAUCUGCUCACGCUGUCACUUGAUCUUUACUACACUGAAGAUGAAAUAUAUGAACUAUCAUAUGCACGAGAGCCAAGAACCAACCGAGCUGCACCUUUGACACCUUCCAAACCACCGGUAGUUGCAGACUGGGCCUCAGGCAUAGCUCCAAAACCUGAUCCAAAGACAAUCAGCAAGCACGUUCAGAGAAUGGUUGAUUCUGUCUUCAAAAAUUAUGACCAUGAUCAGGAUGGAUACAUUUCUCAGGAAGAAUUUGAAAAGAUUGCAGCCAGCUUUCCAUUCUCAUUUUGUGUCAUGGACAAGGACAGGGAAGGUCUGAUUAGCAGGGAUGAAAUAACAGCUUACUUUAUGAGGGCUAGCUCGAUCUAUUCUAAAUUAGGUCUUGGCUUUGCUCACAACUUCCAAGAGACCACUUACCUAAAGCCUACGUUCUGUGACAACUGUGCUGGAUUUCUCUGGGGAGUUAUUAAACAAGGAUAUAGAUGCAAAGACUGUGGAAUGAACUGUCACAAGCAAUGCAAAGACCUGGUUGUAUUUGAGUGCAAGAAAAGAUCCAAAAGCAUGACUGCUGAUAACAGCCCGACCUCAGCCCUCGCUUCUAGCCUCUGCCCUGUAGGAGUCAAAGAGCAAUUCCAUGGGCAGGAGGAAGGACCGUUUACAUUUCCUAAUGGAGAAGUGGCUGAACACAAUGAAGAGAGCAAGGACCGAACAAUUAUGCUUAUGGGCGUCUCGUCCCAAAAAAUCUCAGUGAGAGUGAAGCCAGCUGUUCUUGACAAGAGCACACAGACUGAGCCAACACUGGCAAAUAGCGAUGUACCCAGCAGGCAGAUGGAGAAGGAGCAUGGGAUACCAUCGGAAAAUAUUUAUCUACAGCCUGCAACACCAUCUCCAUGCCCAAGCCCAGUUCUAAGCCGCAAAAAGGCUUAUGUAAAAUGGGAAAACAAAGACUCUAGUCAGAAACGGAAGGACGAGCUUCGCAUCUAUAAACCCUCGUACCAGGAACUGGAGCAGGAAAGAAAUAUUCUAAAGGCAGAAAAUGAAGCUUUAAAGAUUCAGCUUAAACAGGCGCACAAAACAAUUGAAUCUCUCAGUAUUCAACGCAGAAAUCAUGUAUUGGACAAUACACAACACAGAGACUGCGCGUAGCUGACAAGGCAGGAGCUCUCCUCUGGAUGAAAGAGAGGGCUUUUUGAACUGUGACAAAGCUGCUGUAUUCAAGUGAACAGGAAACAAGAGACUGAAAGAUUUUAAACAGAGAUAUAGUCUGUUGAAUCAGCGUAUUUUGCCUGUUCAAUAUACUGCUGAAUGUAUAAAUGUGUUCCUUUCUCUGACAGUUUAAAAUAAUUUAUCUUCUGAACAUGGGAAUUAAUACAUUCUGGAUUCUCUCUCAAGAAGGGUGAUAUAGGUCCUGAAGUUUAUAUUUAUCAUCAAUAAGCAACUUCCAUGUCCAAUAUGGAUGAUGCAUGAUGUGACUCUGCGAGUAGCUACUGUUUCUAUCGAGUCCCCAGUGCCCAUCUACAAGUGUUCCGACAAGGUAUGUAAUUAAGCGGACACUAUCAACUCAAUUUUGGCCCAAAUUCAGGUUUUCUGAAACAUCUGAUAAACAAACAUUUGAUAAAUCUAAGACUUUUGAGCAAUUUUUGAUAAGACAGAAAUUUCAUGGA